Molecule: messenger RNA, 1461 nt
Organism: Lobosporangium transversale
Lineage: Eukaryota; Fungi; Mortierellomycota; Mortierellomycetes; Mortierellales; Mortierellaceae
Product: pyridoxal phosphate-dependent transferase
Exons: 3
Coding region: 1-1461 (486 amino acids)
Biological process (GO): ceramide biosynthetic process; sphingosine biosynthetic process
Cellular component (GO): serine palmitoyltransferase complex
Molecular function (GO): serine C-palmitoyltransferase activity; pyridoxal phosphate binding
Source: RefSeq, a predicted model, not a curated record
AUGGAGGAACCUCCUUAUUUCUACCUCAUCACCACCUACCUCUCCUACAUCAUCCUCUCUUUCUUUGGUCAUGUCCGCGACUUUUAUGGAUUCCGUUGGAACAAGAAGGCUUAUGCUCAUCUGAUGCCAUCGAACGGAUAUGCGGCCCUGACCUCGGAUUGGGACUCAUUCUGGACAAGAAACUUGAAGAUGCGCAUUGAGGAUUGCUUCUCCGUGCCUACUACUUUGGUCCCCGGUAGGACCAUCAAUAUGUUGGAGCGCGUCACCAACGAUUACUGUCGUUCCUUCCAGUUCACUGGACGUCUCAAGGAGGCUGUCAACCUGUCAUCCUAUAACUAUCUUGGCUUUGCACAGUCAACCGGUCCCUGCGCCGAUGCUGUUGAGGAAAUCGUUAAUACCUAUGGAGUAUCUUCAUGUGGAGCUCGUUUGGAAUGUGGCUCACUCGAUUUGCACACAAAGACUGAGGAGUUGGUUGCAGAGUUUAUGGGUAAGGAGGCAGCUCUCCUUGUCUCGAUGGGAUAUGCUACAAACAGUACGACAAUUGCAGGCUUGGCCUCCAAGGGUUCUUUGAUCAUCUCGGAUGAGCUCAACCACAAUUCAUUGGUCUUUGGUUCCCGUCUCUCCGGUGCCUUCAUCCGCGUGUUCAAGCACAAUGAUGUGGAGGAUUUGGAAGCCGUCCUCCGUGAUGCAAUCUCUCAGGGUCAGCCCAGAACUCAUCGUCCUUGGAAGAAUAUUUUGUUGAUCGUCGAGGGUCUUUACUCCAUGGAGGGUUCCAUUGUUAAGCUGCCAGAGAUCAUUGAGCUCAAGAAGAAAUACAAGUUCCAUUUGUAUGUGGAUGAGGCCCAUUCGGUUGGUGCUCUUGGACCUCGUGGACGUGGUGUUUGUGAUUACUAUGGAGUUGAUCCUAAGGAGGUUGAUAUCCUGAUGGGUACUUUUACAAAGUCUUUUGGUGCCGCUGGAGGAUAUAUCUGUGCUUCCAAAGAUGUGAUUGAUCACUUGCGUCUCGUGAACCACUCUUCGGUCUAUGGAGAAUCCAUGUCACCCAUUAUCCUUCAGCAGAUUUACACUAGUAUGUGGUCGAUCAUGGGUCGUGAUGGCACCACAGCUGGUCAGGAGCGCUUGAGCCGAUUGGCAUGGAAUGCUCGUUAUCUUGGAAGUAACUUGCGCAAGUUGGGAUUCAUCAUUUACGGUGACCGUGACUCUCCGGUGAUUCCAUUGCUGCUGUUCAAUCCUGCAAAGAUUCCUGCGUUCUCACGUGAGUGCCGAAAGAGAGACUUGGCAGUGGUUGUGGUUGGUUUCCCUGCUACAUCCAUUGUUGCAUCCCGUGCUCGUUUCUGUGUCUCUGCCUCACACACGAAAGAGGACUUGGACUUUGUUUUGCGUGUUGUCUCUGAAGUCGGAGAUAUCCUUGGACUCAAGAUGAGCAGCCGUAGGGCAUUGGAGAUGGGUAUGGAGGUUUAG